UGGGAGAGAAAUGAGCACUCAGCAGAGUCCUCCAGCUGCUUCCAGCUAUCCUUUCUCUGCUCCGGUGACAGCAGCACAGGUGCAGGGAAGAAACCUGGAGGCUCUCCCAGGGUGCCUGAGAACUCCAAGAAGAUCAGAGCAACUGCAGGAGGAGAUGAAUGAGGUUGUUGCUCAAUAGUCUUCCAGGGACAAAGACAAGGUGACUCACUGCUCAGAAGGAAACCUUGGAUGAGGUCUCAUGCCCUGCCACAGUGGGUAACUCUAACACAACACCAAGGGCCCUCCAAGACACAUGUGUCACAAGAAAACAGACAUGGCCACAGAGCGAGCUGAACGUAACCCCAACGCCUCCACCCACCUCAGCUUGGCUGCAAUUUACAACCUCCACGAUGGAGAUUUCAGCUCCUUGCGGAACUUCUCCUUCCCUUUCAAUUUCACUUACAGUGACUACGACCUGCCCCUGGACAGUGAAGACGACAUGACCAAAACCCGCACCUUCUUUGCGGCCAAGAUCGUGAUCGGGGUGGCCCUGGUUGGCAUGAUGUUGGUCUGCGGCAUCGGCAACCUCAUCUUCAUUGCUGCCCUCGUCCGCUACAAGAAGCUGCGGAACCUCACCAACCUGCUGAUUGCCAACCUGGCAAUCUCAGACUUCAUCGUGGCCAUCGUGUGCUGCCCCUUCAAGAUGGACUAUUACGUGGUGCGGCAGCUGUCCUGGGAGCACGGCCACAUCCUCUGCGCCUUGGUCAACUACCUACGGACUGUCUCCCUUUAUGUUUCCACCAAUGCUCUCCUGGCUAUAGCUGUUGACAGGUAUCUGGCCAUUGUUCACCCACUAAAACCACGCAUGAAUUACCAAACAGCAACCUUCCUCAUCGCCUCGGUCUGGAUUGUCUCCAUACUUGUAGCUAUCCCAUCUGCAUACUUUGCUACUGAAACGGUGUUAUUUAUAGUGAAAAACCAGGAGAAAAUUUUCUGUGGCCAAAUUUGGCCAGUUGACCAGCAAAUAUACUACAAAUCGUACUUCCUCUUCAUCUUUGGCAUUGAAUUCGUGGCACCCGUGAUCACAAUGACUUUGUGUUAUGCCAGGAUCUCUCAGGAGCUUUGGUUUAAAGCCGUCCCAGGAUUCCAGACAGAACAGAUCCGAAAAAGGCUUCGACGCAGAAGGAAAACUGUUAUGGUCCUGAUGUGCAUCCUGACUGCCUAUGUUCUCUGCUGGUCACCUUUCUAUGGCUUCGCAAUUGUCCGGGACUUCUUCCCCACCAUCAUCGUGAAAGAGAAGCAUUAUCUCACUGCCUUUUACAUAGUUGAGUGCAUUGCCAUGAGUAACAGCAUGAUAAACACCAUGUGUUUUGUAACUGUGAAAAACAACACCAUGAAGUACUUCAAGAAGAUCAUGUUGCUCAGAUGGAGAUCAACGGAUAAUGGAAGCAAAUCCAGCACAGAUUUGGACCUGAGAACAAGUGCAAUGCCAGUCACAGAGGAAGUAGACUGCAUAAAACUGAAAUAAAUUUUCUGCAGUUCAAAUCUUAUCUGUUUUGGAGAGGGGGUUAAAGAGGAAAUAAUGUCUCCUCAGAAGCUUCUCCCUUGUCUGUGGGAAUACCCACUAUUGGUGAGAUCCCUCAAAAAGCAGCCUGCAUUCCCACCAGAACUCUUCUCAGUGGACUUCUAGAUAAUACCCCUAACUCUGCGUCUUACAACAUCCCUAAGACUGAUGCUGGGCUUCAGGUCACUCAUCUGUAAAUUUGAGAUGUAGACACUCAUUUUAGAGUUAAGAAGAACAAUAAAGUCUAUGAAUGCAUUAGACCGUAAUACAACAAGGGAAGAGUUGAGUGCUGAUCCCAGCAGUGACGCCUCUCUUAAGAGAAACCUCUUAAACCCUUUGAUCUUAUCAC
Messenger RNA from Manacus vitellinus (golden-collared manakin), 1892 nucleotides. RefSeq names its product prokineticin receptor 2. Gene Ontology annotation, cellular component: membrane. Gene Ontology annotation, molecular function: neuropeptide Y receptor activity. Gene Ontology annotation, biological process: neuropeptide signaling pathway. The transcript has 3 exons. The record is from RefSeq and is a predicted model, not a curated record. The coding region runs from base 293 to 1507 and encodes 404 amino acids. NCBI's taxonomy places the organism in Eukaryota, Metazoa, Chordata, Aves, Passeriformes, Pipridae.